Messenger RNA from Strongyloides ratti, 1014 nucleotides. Its product is annotated as Kelch repeat type 1 and Kelch-type beta propeller domain and Galactose oxidase, beta-propeller domain-containing protein. The record is from RefSeq and is a predicted model, not a curated record. Lineage: Eukaryota; Metazoa; Nematoda; Chromadorea; Rhabditida; Strongyloididae. Bases 1 to 1014 code for a protein of 337 amino acids. The transcript is spliced from 2 exons. Gene Ontology annotation, molecular function: protein binding.
AUGAAAGAUAAUAAUGGUAAUUCUAUGUAUGGUUAUUUUUUAAGUGAAACAUUUGAAGAAGGAAUAAAAAAAAAUGAAAUUGAAUUUGAACAACAUUGUUAUGAUGAACCAAGCUUUUUUAUGUUUAAUAAUUCAUCAAAUAAAAAUGAAAGUAUAAGUAAUUAUAUUUUUAAUCCAAUGAAUGAUACAUUUUCACCUAUUCCAUCAUCACCAAAUUCAUUUAAAGAUAGUGGUAUUAUUAUUAAAGGAAAAAAUAUAUAUUUAGUUAAUGGACAAUUAUGUCACAAUUUAAGAGGUAUGUUAACUGAUCAUGUUUUAAGUUAUUCAAUUGAAAAUUGUAAUUGGGAAACAAAUGCAUUUGGUUUUCAUUCAUGGACACGAAAACAUUCAGUUAUUUUAACGAAUCCACUUAAUUCAUGUCAAGCAUUUCAAAUUGGAGGAAUUAAUGGAACUGAUUAUGUCACAAAUAAUUUAAUAUUAUAUGAUUUUAAUGCUAUGCAAUUUGAAAGUCUUAAAUGCUUUCCUUAUGAUAAAAAUUUAAAAGUUACCAAAGGUUCAACAGUUAUGGGUGUAAAUUAUUUAUUUACUCAAAGUCCGGAAGCAAAAUAUAUAGUAUGGGAUGUACGUGUUUCAUUUAAUCAGUCACAAAUAGGAAAUGUUGCUUUUUUAAAUAAUUAUCAAAAUGAUUAUUCUAUUGCUAAGUCAAAUUAUUCUAUUUUUAUUACUGGUGGAACGCAAGGAUCUGGUGAAAUUUCAGAUGAUAUUUAUGAGUUUGACACAAGAACAAUGGCUUUUUUUAAUGGUCCCAAAAUGCUAAACAAAAGACGUAAACAUGGUUCAUUUAUAUUUAGAAAAAAACUUUAUGUUAUGGGUGGAUUUACUGAUAAUUAUGAUAAUAUUCGAGAUAUUAAUUUAUUCGACUUAAAGACAAAUGAAUGGGAAUUGGAUACAGUUAAAAUGCCAUGUUUUAUUGACUGUACCACAUCAAUUUUUAAUGAUAAUUAUUUCAUUUGA